Messenger RNA from Sinocyclocheilus grahami, 2558 nucleotides. Its product is annotated as peroxisome proliferator-activated receptor gamma coactivator-related protein 1-like. Bases 28 to 2412 code for a protein of 794 amino acids. Gene Ontology annotation, biological process: positive regulation of transcription by RNA polymerase II. Gene Ontology annotation, molecular function: RNA binding; transcription factor binding. Lineage: Eukaryota; Metazoa; Chordata; Actinopteri; Cypriniformes; Cyprinidae. The record is from RefSeq and is a predicted model, not a curated record. Gene Ontology annotation, cellular component: nucleus. The transcript is spliced from 11 exons.
GCGCGCAGCUCAGCUCUCCGAAUCAAAAUGGCGGCGCCGCAUGGCGCAAAACUGAAGGAUUUAAAGUGUAAUUUGACGGACUGUCCCGCAGCACAAGCGCACCAGGGCUCUCAGGUUGAAUUUAUGAAACGCGAUGUUCCCGUCUUCGAGCUGGAUGUCGGAAGGAUCUCCGAUGCGCUUCACGGAAGCCUGGAUCCGUCCAUUUUAUCCAUCUUUCAGGAGAAGACGCCGACGAACAGCAUGGAGAGCGAGGCGUCGCUGCUGUCCGCUCUGACCGAGAUGUUGGAUAGCGUGGACGUCGAGACGCUGUCGCCAUUCGACACGCUGCCAGACGCGGAGAUCUUCUCGGCUCAGAAGGGUUCGGAUCACACGCUCAGGAAUCUGCUUCAUUUGAGUCCGUCGUCUCCGGAUCGGCCCAAAAUCUCUCAAUCAGCAGCCGUAAAGAAGUCCGGAAGAGAGGUCGUGAUGUCCGACAGACAGUUAAGACCUCGUCGAUAUUUAGGGACGCAGAGCGAGAGCUCACAGCGAGGCGACGAUGAGAAGAAGAGCCGAUCUGUGAGAACCUUCCGGAUCGAAUCCGACCCGAUAUUCCCACAGGACUGCCGGGAUUUACUUGCCGAUUUAGUGAGACACAUGCAUCCGUACUGCGUCAGGACCGAGAAAGAGACGCGAGUGUGUGCGGAGGAGGAAGAGGAGGGGUUUGUUGAUGUAGAAGGUUACGAGGAACAGGAAGAGAACAUUCUGGACCGAUCAGGAAAAGACUCGAAUCCAAAAGCAGAACCAAAUGCACAGAACGAAAAUACGGAUAGACGGGUGAAGAAGACGGUGACUUUUGCGUUAAACUUAAUCUCCGUUCACGAGAUUCCACCUGACGACGAGGAGACUUCUGAAUCCACAUCCUGUAAAAACGACAUCACUUCCUCUCAGAAGCCCAAAGCGCUCAGUCUAGACCAGUACCGUCUCCUCAGACAGAAGAAGCCGCCUCUGGAGGACAAACGGAUGGACUUCCGAACCAAAUGGCCUUCGCUUCCCGAGCUUCCCAACAAGGAGCUUCCGCCAAUCCUGGAUCCAAACACAUGGACAUCUCCAUCCAAAGACGCCAGGAAGGCUGUAGGUCUUCUCAUUGACCCGCCAAACCCGGUUUUAGUGCCCUUGAAACCCACACGCCACACAAACUCAGAACCAGAUGCUUGUGUUUCUUGUGAAGAGGGUCGAGUCUCUGAGGUCAAACCCGAAACUUUAGAAAGGAGACCGAAGCAGACGAUGUGUGGAGAAAUCGGAAUUGAAGCCGCUGAUCUGACCAGCCUUUUGGAGCAGUUUGAGACUCGAGGACUAACUCCACCCGGCACACCUCCACAUCAGAUCUGGAGGCCCCUGGCGUCGGUCAAAGGGACAAAACAUGAAUCCAUCAAGCCGUCGCCCAGCAAAACCAUUCAGAUUAUCGAACCUCGCCCACUGCCACGCAGUAAAACUCAUUCAAAACCAUCACUUCCCACCUUCACUCCUGCGUUGAAUCCCGCUCGAGCGUUCCUGGACCACGACUACUGCGGGAUUGAGGGCGGAAAUACGUCUUUUGCACACACAGUGCUGCUGUCUCCUGACAGCUCCCCCUGCAGGAUGGAGGCGUUCGAGGAGGCGGAGUCUCUGAGGGGGCGGGGCUUGCACUUCUCCUCCCACUCUCCGAGCCUAUUGGACCGCGGACGGCUGAAGAGGCGGGGCUAUGAAUGCGGAUACUGGCGCUCAAACUCCAGCUCGUGUUCUUCAUCGUCUUCAUCAUCUUCUCGUUCCAGGUCUCCUUCACCACCCAGAACAAGCCCUAGGUGCAGGUCCAGGCAUUCUGGAAGCAGUUCCUCCUCACGCUCCAGUUCUCGGUCGCCUUCUCGUUCUCCUCCUCGCAAGCGUGGACGCCGCUGCUCCAGAUCGUUGCGUCGCUCUCGUUCGGGUUCGCGCUCGCCUGAGCCGGACUGGAGAUGGACGAGACGCAGACAGAAGGAGCUAAACCGCCGACACGAAGAGGCUCGUGAACAGCAGAAAGCCAUCGAGGAGCGGAGGGUGGUGUAUGUGGGAGGAAUCCGUGGAAGCAUGUCACCGUCGGAUCUCAAAGAUCGAUUCUCGCUGUUCGGGAAGGUGGAGGAUUGCGCGGUCCAUCUCAGGAGUCACGGAGACAACUACGGCUUCGUCACGUAUCACAGCACAGACGACGCUUACGCUGCUAUUGAGAGCGGCGGUAAACUGAGGCGCCCAGACGAGCUUCCCUUCGACAUCUGCUUUGGCGGCAGACGACAGUUUUGUAAAUCCAACUAUGCAGAUUUAGAUUCCAGCCGCGAUGUCGACCCAACAUCCAGGAGCCGAUGCGAGUCGUUCGACUUCGACACGCUACUGAAACAGGCUCAGAGAGGACUGAAGAGUUAGCAGCACAGAAGAUCAGAGAAUCAACAUUACCUCAGAGCACCGAUAACCAGAAACCCAUUUCAGCGGUGACCAGCUUAAAUGACCAACUCAGCUGUCGACAUUGGCCAUAUACAGUUUAAGCUGGUUCACACUGGUUUAAAGGAACA